CUGAGGAGACCUUUUCUACAAGUCCUUCCAUGAUCAAACGUAAGUUUAUAUUCCUUUCUUCCAAGAAAGUGUAGUGUUUACUUUGGAAUCGCUGCAUUUGCGCAUUUUGCGGCUAUGUUUAACGUUGCGCACAUGCGCAGAACCGCAUCGUUGCAAUUUUUGAUGGGUUGCAAAAUUUCUCAGAACACCGGUCCAUGAAAAAAAGAUCCAAAUAACACCGGUCCGUGGUGCAAAAAAGGUUGGGGACCCCUGCUCUAUGGCAUGGCUCCCUGAUCGCGACGGACUGCUACUGCGCUUGCGCAAACCGGCGCCGUUUUCUCCCGAGGGACGAUGGGAUACAUUGGUAUGUACGUGUUGAUUCAAAAAUGAAAAAACAAAAAACAUCCAAUGAUGAUGCCAUGGAUAGAAGUAGUGAUGGCAACUUGAAAUUGAAACUUCAAAACGUGCUCCGAACCGAUGACGUAUAUUUUCAGUGAACCACUGCUCCGGAAGUGCUCUCUCUGGACCUAUCCGGGACUUGCCGUUCUUUAGUGUUCCCUCCUCCCAACCAAACGAGCUCCUUCAAAGUAUUCCCAUCGGAUGCGAUAAAAUGAUCCUGACCGAAGGCGAACGCAAUCAAAAACAUGAAGCUAAAGAGCAGAGACGUCGAAGAUGAGAGGAAAUCCAAGCCACGACGAGCAACUGUAAAAUGAAAAUGAGGUAUCCCGCAGACUUCACUAUUAAAGAGCUUCACCCUCAGACGCACAAUCCCCUCCACGUUAAACAGGAGGAGUCGGAGAUGCCGUACAUUAAAAAGGAGGAGGAGCCAGAGACCCCCAGCAUUAAAGAAGAACAACAUGAAGAUGAAAUCACUAAGUGUCCAAUGACCGUCAGUGUGAAAAGUGAGGAAGAUGAAGGUCCAAGCAAACAGAGUGGAGCAGCGAAGCCUUUGAGCGACAGCUCAUUUCAACACCCGACGACAAAAGGAGAGGGACAAUUGCAACCUGACGGUUUGUUAGCGCCACUCUCAGACAGUGAUGACGUAACUUCACACUCUUCUGAUUUUAACACUGAUGAGGAGGACAAAGACUUUGACCAAAAUGCUUCAAAAUCCUUAAACAAUUCCUCAUUGAAAAGAGGCACAAAAGUGGUUGGGAAACCUUUUACCUGCUCACUUUGUGAUAAAACAUAUUCUAAGAAUAAUUACUUAAAAAUACACAUGUAUACACACACCAGGGAGAAGCAUUUCGCCUGCUCAUUUUGUGAUAAAAGAUUCGUUCAGAAGUCACAUUUAAACAGUCACACAAGAAUACAUACUGGAGAGAAGCCUUUUCAAUGCACAUCUUGUGGUAAACAAUUCACUGAUAAGGGAUGUUUAAACAAACACACAAAGAAUCACGCUGGAGUUAAGUCUUUUACCUGCUCACUUUGUGAUAAAACAUUUUCUCAGAAAAUUCACUUACAAAGUCACAUGUAUACACACACCGGGGAGAAGCCUUUCGCCUGCUCAUUUUGCGAUAAAAGAUUUGCUACGAAGUCACAUUUAAACGUUCACACAAGAAUACAUACUGGAGAGAAGCCUUUUCAAUGCACAUCUUGUGGUAAACAAUUCACCCAGAAGGUACGGUUAAACAGACACACAAACUCACACACCGGGGAGAAGCCUUUCACCUGUUCAUUUUGCGAUAAAAGAUUCGCUGAGAAGUCAUAUUUAAACAAUCACACAAGAACACACACUGGGGAGAAGCCUUAUCAAUGCACAUCUUGUGGUAAACAAUUCACUUAUAAGGGAUGUUUAAACAAACACACAAAGAUACACACUGGAGAGAAGUCUUUUGUCUGCACAUCUUGUGGUAAACGAUUCACCGAGAAGGGACAGUUAAGCAGACACACACUCACACACACUGGAGAAAAGCAUUUUGUCUGCACAAGUUGUGGUAAAGGAUUCACUGAGAAAAUAAAUUUGCUCAGUCACACAAGAGCACACACAGGAGAGAAGCCUUUUGCCUGCUCUCGCUGCGAUAAAAGAUUUUGCACGAAGCAAAUGUUAACAAGACACACGCAUACACACGCUGCUGAGAAGCCCUUUGCCUGCUCUCGUUGCUAUGAAAGAUUUUGUACGAAGCGAACGUUAACAAAACACAUACGCACACACACCGGGUGAAAAGGCUUUUCUCUGCACACUUUGUGGUAAAAGAUUUACCCGGAAGUAAGAUUAAAACAAUCAUUCAAAAAGACACACCCAAUUUACUUACGGCUUACUGUUUUUCACAAUUUGACAUCUGAUUGUCGAGAAUAUUUUUAUUCUUCCCUUUUUCUUGUUGUUUGUCCAGUUUCCAACCUUUUAUCUGAAUAGUUUCGGAGUAGUUUUUUAAAAAUUUGUCUUGUGUAUUGUAAUCAUUUGAAAUCUGCUUCAUUGUAGAAGGACUGGAAGGACAUUGUAGAAGGACCUAAGGCGAUCGUCUACUUCGCCUGAAUAGUAGAUCUGCCUUUGGCGAAGGGAAGCUGCUGAUGAGGCAAUACCUCCAAUAUGAUUUCGCAUCUAUACAAAAUGAAAAGUUGGUAAAAACUGUAAAUAACCGAAGCCUAAUUCUUCUGUCUACUGAACGUCUUUUGUAAUUUGCCAUUACUUUCUGUUACACUUUUAUUUUGCCGUAUUUCCUGUUCCGUGUGUUUUGCAAUGGUUGUAACUUGAAGGCGGGGCCAAAAGGAGUGAUGGCGAACUGUGAUAGUUUUGAUCUAGUCUAGUGGCCCUCUGAAAGAGGAAAAGCUCUUACGGUGAUCCUGGUGAUCGUUUUAUUUUCCAAGGUAAACAGCUUUAUUUUCUUAUGAUUCAAGGGAAGUGUUUUGCAAGGUUUGACAAUAAAAGACACCAAAUCAUCA
Messenger RNA from Corythoichthys intestinalis (scribbled pipefish), 2862 nucleotides. RefSeq names its product gastrula zinc finger protein XlCGF57.1-like. The coding region runs from base 689 to 2143 and encodes 484 amino acids. The record is from RefSeq and is a predicted model, not a curated record. Gene Ontology annotation, biological process: regulation of transcription by RNA polymerase II. NCBI's taxonomy places the organism in Eukaryota, Metazoa, Chordata, Actinopteri, Syngnathiformes, Syngnathidae. The transcript has 3 exons. Gene Ontology annotation, cellular component: nucleus. Gene Ontology annotation, molecular function: DNA-binding transcription factor activity, RNA polymerase II-specific; sequence-specific DNA binding.